Penicillium canariense is the source of this 480-nucleotide messenger RNA. RefSeq lists its product as uncharacterized. The coding region runs from base 1 to 480 and encodes 159 amino acids. NCBI's taxonomy places the organism in Eukaryota, Fungi, Ascomycota, Eurotiomycetes, Eurotiales, Aspergillaceae. The record is from RefSeq and is a predicted model, not a curated record. The transcript has 2 exons.
AUGUAUUCAUCUGGAUCAGAAUUUCCGCAGCGUUCCCCGAAGAGAAAAUUGGCGUCUCUGGGCAAAGAAGAUACAUCUGGCACAUCUGGCGGCCAGCACGCGAAGACACCCUCGGCAUCUAAAAAGCCGAUGGAAGUGGCGGCUGCCACGGCCCACUCUCUUACAGACGAGAUGAGGCAGAUCAUAUGCAAGAUACCGCAUUACGCGUCCACUGCCAUCGGCCUCCUCGAUCUCUAUCUGUGUCUGUGGGAGUGCUACGUGAUCCAUUCGGCCCACCGGAUCCGCUUGGAGGAGGAACACCGCCUGCUCCACAAAUUUACUACCUGGCUGGAGAGCGAGGAUCAACAGCGCCGACAGGUCUGUGACAAUCGUGAGACGCUGUUGUGGGAUCGGCGGCAGGCGUAUCUCGCUGUACAUCAAGGAGUGCUCGAAGUCUUGCAGAGCAGUGAGCGACCAUGCCGAGUAGCCGAGCUGCCAUGA